ACAAGUUUCACGUCACCAUCUGUUUUUCCUCCUCUCUCUUUAUACAGUAUAUGAAAAAACUCAACAUGAGAAGCAACAACAAAGAGAAAGAAAUGAAAGGUAUUUCUGAACUUGAAGAAGAUAAGCUGUCUCAAAUGGUCAGAGAUUUUAUUGAAUUGGAUUGUGAUACUUUUCAAGUUGAUGAACUUGUUGAUCAUAAUCCUACUAACUAUCUUUCCUUACAGGAUAUUCUUGGGACUGUUAGUGAUGCUGAAACAGAGAUUCUUGGGAAAAUCUUGUUUUACUGGAGAAAUAUGGUUAAUAAUAUGGAGCCUAAAAAGUUAAGGCAAUGGAUUGUGAAUAGAUUAAGGAUGGAUGAGUAUGAAGCUUCUCUUUGUAAAACUUCUUGGAUCACUUCUGGUCGCGCUUCAGCAUUUCAAUUCACAGGUGAUUAUGAAUACAUUGAUGUGAUGAUGAAAGAAAGCAAUGGAUCAGAAACAGUGAGACUAAUAGUGGAUAUAGAUUUUAGGUCACAGUUUGAGUUGGCAAGGCCUACCCUAGACUACCAAGAGCUUUUAAAUUCUCUACCAUCAAUAUUUGUGGGUACCGAGGAGAAACUCAAUGGCAUCAUCUCUUUGCUUUGUUCAGCUGCCAAACAGUCCCUUAAAGAGAAAGGCCUUCAUGUCCCACCUUGGAGAAAAGCUAGCUACAUGCACUCUAAAUGGCUCUCUAAUAAUUGCAAGAAAAUUGCUUUGUUUGCACCCCUCUGCAUAUAGUUGGAAGGCUAAAUAUUUAGAAAAGUUAUAAAGAGAGAACUAGCUAAUUGUAUCCUUUUCCUCUUUGUUCUAAAGACGGUAUUGAUAGUAGCUAGUAAUUUUCAUAUUGUAUAUCGUCAAAGGUUCUAUUUGCCUCGGGCUUGUUAUGAGGGAUUAGAAGUGCUUGAAAUUUUUUGUUGGUGCACUUAUAAUCUUGUCUAAUAUGAACUUGUUGCUUUUUAUACUA
Molecule: messenger RNA, 981 nt
Organism: Lycium ferocissimum
Lineage: Eukaryota; Viridiplantae; Streptophyta; Magnoliopsida; Solanales; Solanaceae
Exons: 3
Coding region: 51-755 (234 amino acids)
Source: RefSeq, a predicted model, not a curated record